Molecule: messenger RNA, 3779 nt
Organism: Perca flavescens (yellow perch)
Lineage: Eukaryota; Metazoa; Chordata; Actinopteri; Perciformes; Percidae
Product: oxysterol-binding protein-related protein 2
Exons: 14
Coding region: 231-1631 (466 amino acids)
Cellular component (GO): cytosol; plasma membrane; perinuclear endoplasmic reticulum
Molecular function (GO): cholesterol binding
Source: RefSeq, a predicted model, not a curated record
UGAUUGGGUACCGGACCUGCCAGUCACGGUGUCCUUGCCGCCCAUUUCCGCCCUGUUUGAGAAGCAGCUUACUUUUCGAUUGUUUAUAUUAGUUGAGCGUUAAUUUGACCAUAAUUUACAGGUAGUGUGUUUGGCUGUCUGCGAUGCUUGGAGCGAGGCUGGGCUGCAGGGACAGGCCGAUGGUGGAAACAUGACUUCUGAGUAACGCCCAGUUACUUUCUCUGCUCAGUAUGAACAGCGAGGAAGAAUUUUACGACGCUGAGACAGGGCUUGAGUCAGAUGAUUCCUGUGAGGUCAGUUUUAAAGAUGCCCUGGUGUUUGACAGUAAGCAGGUGACUGACGGCGGAGCCAAACAGGAGAAUGGAGUGUGGGAGCGCAGGAAAAUCCUGCCUGCUGAAAUGAUUUCCAGGAACAAUUACAGUGUUUGGAAUAUAUUGAAGAAAUGCAUCGGCAUGGAGCUGUCCAAAAUAGCAAUGCCGGUUGUGUUUAACGAGCCACUGAGCUUUCUCCAGAGAAUGUCGGAGUACAUGGAGCACACUCACCUCAUCCACAAAGCCUGCACUUUGUCUGACUCAAUAGACCGCAUGCAGGUUGUUGCUGCGUUUGCUGUUUCGUCUGUAGCAUCUCAAUGGGAAAGGACUGGAAAGCCAUUUAAUCCUUUACUGGGCGAGACCUAUGAACUCAUAAGAGAGGACGAGGGAUACAGAUUGAUCUCGGAGCAGGUGAGCCACCACCCCCCUGUCAGUGCCUUCCAUGCCCAGUCUCUGAAACAAGAGUUUGAGUUUCACGGCUCCAUUUACCCAAAACUCAAGUUCUGGGGCAAAAGUGUGGAGGCCGAGCCAAAAGGCACUAUGACACUGGAGCUACUGAAAUAUAAAGAAGCGUACACAUGGACAAACCCAAUGUGUUGUGUGCAUAACAUCAUCCUGGGAAAACUCUGGAUUGAGCAAUAUGGAACAGUGGAGAUAGUCAACCAUAGCACUGGCGAUAAGUGUGUGUUGAACUUCAAACCAUGUGGCAUGUUUGGGAAAGAGCUGCACAAAGUCGAAGGUCAUAUUCAAGACAAAAGUAAAAAGAAGCGGCGAGUGAUCUAUGGAAAGUGGACAGAGUGCAUGUACAGCGUGGACCCCAAGGUUUACGAAACAUACAAGAAGUCAGAAAAGAAGGCGGGGGGAGACUCAAAAAAAGCUGAAACAGGUGAUUGUGAAGCUGAGGAUACAGAUGAAAUGCCAGAAGUUCAAGAGACUGUGACUGUGAUACCAGGAAGUGCCUUACUGUGGAGGAUAACGCCGCGGCCUGCUCACUCAGCACAGAUGUAUAACUUCACCAGCUUUGCCAUGACACUAAAUGAACUGGAGCCCGGCAUGGAGAGACUACUGGCACCAACAGACUGCCGACUGAGGCCCGACAUCAGAGCCAUGGAGAUUGGAGACAUGGACUUAUCGAGUACAGAGAAGGAGCGGUUAGAGGAGAAACAAAGGGCCUCAUGCAGGGAACGCUCCAUGCAUGAGGAGGAUUGGUCAACCAGGUGGUUUCAGCUGGGAACAAACCCUCACACAGGAGCUGAGGACUGGCUGUACACAGGUGGAUACUUUGACAGGAAUUACACUGACUGUCCCAACAUUUAUUGACAUUGGAGGAGGUGCUCAAUGGAAGAUCUCCUCCUCUCUGAUAGGAUUCACUUUAUUUCUCAGCAUCUAAGAUUUUGUGUCUUUGUGACGUCCAGAUGCUCACUGGUACUGUGUCUUUGCUUGAAUCCAUAAAAAGCUGAUAUCAGAAUGUUAUCAAACAGUUUAUCAGAUUAAUACUGACUGUGCACUUGGUCCACAGGAGAAAUGUAAUAUUGAGGAGAAUUUUAGAGUUUACUUAUUUGUAAAUGUUGACAUAAACAUCUUCCGUCUUUAUAUGCCCUAAUCAUGACAGUAAUAGUCCCCAUAUAUGUUACUCACCUGUCGAGGUUUUUUAAACGUGUGUGUGUGUGGUGAUCAUCCUGCUGCUGCAGGACCGAAAGCUCUGACUUGUAGAGGAUAUAUUCUCAGUUUUAGUUCAGGUACCCAACCCUAAUCUUACCUAUAGACGUACCACACACUUCUUGUCCAGUUGCAUUUAAAUAUCAGGGGUUAUUUAAACACAUCUGCUACUUUUUAUAUAUAACAAAUAUAAUUUGAAUAUUAGAUGUGUAUUUUCGUUAGCUGUAAACAUCCCUAAAAUGUCACGUGUGAUUCAUUUUCUGUGAAUAGAGACUUACAGUAGAAAUGAAAGCUGCUUAUAACCAUGUUUACCUUCACAGUAAACACAUUGUUGGUACAUUAUAUUGUUCGCUGUAACAUAGAUAAUGUGUAUAAUAAUUGGUGCAUGCAUGUCCACCAAGACGAUUAUUUACACAAGUUAAAGCCAUAAAAACGUUUUCAGCACUAAGUAUAAUACUGUCAAUGACUUCACAUAAAACGUUAAAGCGAAAGGAUACAGCGUGUUUUGGUUUAAAUUCUGACACUAUAAGGAACAUGUUGAUGGGAUAUUCUGAGCCAUACAGUCAACACAAUAUUAAUGAAAAGUUCAUAUUAAUGGAUUUUGUAACUCCUAUUAUUGUUUGUCUUACGUAAGACAAAGUAACUGUAAACAGGAAAUCUAAUAUUGCCAGAGUCAGUUAGUUAGGUAGCUGUGUUUUUCGUUGUUGCUUGUAUUUGUUUAUUUUUGCAAAUUGGCACCAUUAAAAAAAAUUGCCAACUUAGCUAUUAGCAGUUCCUGUUUGCGAUGUACCCAUAAAAUGUACAGACAACUAUCACUGGAUGACUUUGUUACAGAAGAAAAGUUGAAAACAUGAUUCUCAGGAAAGUUCUUGCAUUAAAAGGAGCAUCUUUAAUUUUUAUGAUUUCUAAGCGGAUUUUUGGACAUUUGUUUGCGAGAUAAUGAUAUCUCUGGGAAGUGCAAGUUGCACCAAAUCUAAAAUUUGUGUUUAUAGCCUAUAUUUUUUGACCGAGUUAUGACUCCGGGAAGGAGUAGGAAUUUUGAGGCAAAUUUGCGGCUCACGUCUCUCCCUCCGCCUGCCGAGGCACCAUUCGAAAACCUCUUGUUUAAAGAGGGAGCUGCUACGUACUGACUCCUGAUUAUAGCCGUUUGUCUUCACACAUGGACAAGUAACUGACUAUUUCCAGAGGUUCCAGUUUAUGUCCAGAGACAUUUUUCCAUCAACGAAAGUGGUUUUCGGACACCGCAGCAGCAAAAAAAGACAGAACACUGUAUCCAUCAUAAACCUAUGCAAACUGAUCCAUCUAGUCUGUCCUCGUGAAAUGUGAAGAAUGAAAAUAAAACACUUAACUCCUCUUUAGCUUGUAGCCAAUGUGUGCUUCAGACACUACAGAGGCAGCCGUUAAUGAAUGUUGUGUGCUAAUGUUAGAACACUUACAUAUAUGCAGCAGAUGUUAGUAUGUUCCUUUGUGUUUCAAAGCACUAACAUUGCAUGAACAUGCACAUUUGAACGCUCACAGUGCAAUGCACAUAUUGUACAGUGAAAAUAUAUAUUCUACAUCAUGUCUUUCCCCAGCUGCUCUCGAAUUUACUCUGAAUUGAAAGCACUUUGUGAGGCCUGCAGACACUCAAAGGUGUAGGUUAGCUCUGAUGGUCACACUUGACCCUCUUGUUUCGUCUAGCAUUUAUUUAAAAUUGUUUAGAUUGUAUUGAUCUAUUGUUUUGUUUAGUUUUUCCUCACUCUGUCAUCCAUACACAAUCAUAUGCAUACAUGGCAUAUUUGAGAAAUAAAUGAUGCACUAUUGAAAUUA